AUGUCCGGCCUCGACGCCCCCGAAAUCGCCGCGGCCUACGACGCCGUCCGCUCCGACAAGGACGAGACCAACUGGCUGCUCAUCUCGUACGCCAGCGCCGUCGGCAACAAGAUGAGCCUGACCAAGACCGGCAAAGGCGGCCUGUCCGAGCUGGCCUCGGAGCUGGACAUCGCCCAGGUGCAGUACGCCUACGUGCGCGUCGAGUACGCCAACGACGCCGAGAGCAAGCGCGUCAAGUUCGCCCUCGUCAUCUGGAUCGGCGAGAACACCAAGAUCAUGCGCAAGGCCCGCGUCAGCAUCGAGAGCAGCGACGUCAAGAAGGUCCUGCCCCACCACAGCAUAACGGUCAACGCGAGCGACAAGGGCGACCUGGACGAGGACGACAUCGUGAAGCGGUUACGCAAGGCCGGCGGCGCUGACUACAACGGCGGACGCGGAUGA
Messenger RNA from Colletotrichum karsti, 441 nucleotides. RefSeq names its product cofilin/tropomyosin-type actin-binding protein. Gene Ontology annotation, molecular function: actin filament binding. The record is from RefSeq and is a predicted model, not a curated record. Lineage: Eukaryota; Fungi; Ascomycota; Sordariomycetes; Glomerellales; Glomerellaceae. The transcript has a single exon. Gene Ontology annotation, cellular component: cortical actin cytoskeleton; actin filament; plasma membrane. Gene Ontology annotation, biological process: regulation of actin filament polymerization. Bases 1 to 441 code for a protein of 146 amino acids.